This is a messenger RNA of Daphnia pulicaria, 2683 nucleotides long. Its product is annotated as sodium- and chloride-dependent GABA transporter 1-like. Gene Ontology annotation, cellular component: membrane. NCBI's taxonomy places the organism in Eukaryota, Metazoa, Arthropoda, Branchiopoda, Diplostraca, Daphniidae. Bases 127 to 2457 code for a protein of 776 amino acids. Gene Ontology annotation, biological process: sodium ion transmembrane transport. The transcript is spliced from 18 exons. The record is from RefSeq and is a predicted model, not a curated record.
GAUCAAAAUUGACAGUGCGCGAUAGUGGAUGUCUAUAAUUUUCACACACCUCUCAUGGAAGUCUAGAGCCAUUUUCCUUUGUUUUUUCAUUCGUUUCAAAUCUCUUCGCUUUUAUCAGGAAUUGUAAUGGCGGAGUACACUAAAAAUGAAGAGUGUGAAGAAUUGAAUCGACCAGAAACGGAAACAGAACCGCGUGAAUAUACCAAUGUAGGCAUUACAAAAGAGGAAUUAAAAAAUCCUGAAGUGCAAGGGGAAAUUCUACGUACCGAUGCGGAAGAUCAAGAAGUAAAUGAUCAAAAUACUAUGGAUUCAAAUGUAGUAGGAUAUGGGAAAUAUUCUUUCGAAACAAACGAAGUCGGUGAUGAGCAACAAGUUACAUCCGAAUUGAAAAAUGGAGAUUCGCCACAGCAGUCUACUUCGAUACCGGUGAAAGCCCAAGCAGCAAUUGAUCAAAAAGUAGAAAUUUUUCACUUGGUAAAUAAUCAAGAAAAUGUUCAAUUGUCCAUUGACGCAAAGUUUGGUGUAGAAAAUAAAGGAUUUAGUACGUCGUGCGCGAACCUUUCUUUAGGUCAUAAAUCGAGUGAUGAAACAUCAACAGCGUUAACGCCGCUAACCGUUAAACCAUCACCAGUAGAAAUCGCAACAAUAAUUUACGGAAAAACUCCUAACAAUGACCAACCAACAAGUUUAAAUUCUCAACAAGUAGAAAGAGGUGGAUGGAGCAAUGAAUGGGACUUCCUUUUUUCGUGCAUCAGUGUUUCGGUUGGACUGGGAAACAUUUGGAGAUUUCCAUAUCUCUGCUUUAAAAAUGGUGGCGGAACUUUUUUGGUCACCUAUUUCAUUGCUAUGGUAUUUUGUGGAAUCCCUAUUUUCUACCAAGAGGUUGCAAUUGGACAAUAUUUAGGAGUCGGAGGGAUGACACUGGUAGCUGAACUAGCACCCAUUAUGAAAGGUGUUGGGUACGCGACGAUGACUGUCGUAUUUUUGAUCGAUAUCUACUAUUCCAUCAUCAUUGCAUGGACGUUGUUCUAUCUGAUUGCUUCCUUUACCGCACUUCCAGGACUGCCGUGGCAAUCUUGUGAGAAUUCAUGGAACACACUCAAUUGUUUCUUGCCAACGUCCAAUAUCAGUAUCCUGCACAACGACUCAGUCUCAGCGGUGGAGGAAUUUUGGAGUCGGCGAGUGUUGGCAAUCACUGACGGCAUAGACAAUGCCGGAGCGAUGCGAUGGGAGCUGUUUGGUGUUCUCAUCCUUUCUUGGAUGUUUGUCUACUUCAUUAUUUGGAAAGGAAUCAACCAAAGUGGAUAUAUUAUUUGGUUUACUGCCUUGUUUCCUUACGUAAUCUUAUGUGUGCUGGUCGUAAGAGCUGUAACUUUGGAUGGGGCCAGUGACGGACUUUUAUACUACAUUACUCCCAAAUGGGAUCUUUUGCUUACAUCGGGACCAUGGAUAGACGGCGCUACUCAAAUCUUUUUCGCCUACAGCAUUGGAACGGGUGCUUUGCCAGCACUGGGUUCAUACAACAAAUUUAAUCACAACUGCUACAGAGACGCCAUUAUUACGUGCAUUGUAAAUACAUUCACGUGUUUAAUAGCCGGCGUCGUAACGUUUUCAAUUUUGGGAAACAUCGCUUCAGCUACGAAUUCAUCAAUUGAGUCAGUUGUUUCAUCCGGACCUGGCCUCGUAUUUAUUACCUACCCGGAAGUGGUUCUACGUCUCCCUGGGGCUCCAAUAUGGGCUAUUUUAUUUUUCAUCAUGCUUGCAAUUUUAGGUAUUGAUAGUGAAUUCUGCAUGAUUGAGGCUUUUGUUACUGGAAUUGUGGAUAACUGGCCAAAUCAGUUAAGGAAGUACAGAAGACUAUUUGUAGUAUCUACCAUUAUCGUCAUAUUCUUGCUUUCCUUACCAAUGAUAACUGAGGGAGGAGUGUACCUAUUCCAAGUCAUGGACUACUACUCAGCUAGUGGAAUGUCGAUGCUUUUCUUGGUAUUCUUUCAAACAAUUUCUAUUAAUUGGAUUUUUGGAGGAAAGCGAUUUUGCAGUUGUAUCGAGGAAAUGCUCGGCAAGAAAUCCUCGUGGUUUUUAUACGUCUGUUGGGUUUUCUUAGCUCCUGCUGUCAUGUUGGGCAUCUUUGUAUUUUCUAUUGUGCAAUAUACACCAGUCACCUAUGGAAGCGAUUAUCAGUAUCCCAAAUGGGCCGAAAUUUUAGGAAUUUGUAUAUCUUUAUCAUCCAUGCUCUGGAUACCGCUUUAUAUCGUUUACUAUAUUUUAACAACACCGGGAACAUUGCGUGAGGUUUUAACCAAGGGAGUCACACCGGUUUUCAAGAUUCGAAUUGAAUCAGCAUCAGCUUCAAAGCAGCCUGUUGAACGUGAAUUUGAACAUGAAUCCUUUCCAGCAGUAGCUAAAAAUGAAUUAGAUCCUGUUAGUAAAUCCACGACUCUUUUGGUGGACCCUUAAAAGAGGUGAAAUAUGAUGGACUAGAAAAAUUGCUGCAAAAUCGCGGUGAACUAAGAAUAAUGGAACCAUACAGUAGAAAAUUAUAAGUUAUGAUUUUAAAAGGAUCAAGUUAACUACGGACGAUUUGUUGACUAUUUUCGUGUUUUAAUGAGGUGGAGAAUGAAGAUAAUAUACAAGGGAAAAUCAAAUAAAUUUUGAAAAAUGAAAAUACAUAGAAAGAAAAGUA